AUGGGUGUUUUCCACUGUGUGAUCUCCGUGCGGGCUUUGCAGAGGGAGAAACUGAGCCUGGGGGUGGCUGGGAUCUUGCAGAAGUUUCUGGAGAAGAUUGAGCUGGCGCUGAAGUCUUUGGGAAGUGAGGGGCUGUUUCUCUUUUCUUCUCUGGACACAAACAAUGAUCUGUACCUCAGUCCAGAAGAGUUCAAGCCGAUAGCUGAGAAGCUGACGGGGGUUGCUCCCAUCUCCGAAUUUGAAGAGGAGGAGACGCCUGAUCCAAGCGGGGAGACCUUGUCCAUUGUGGCUAAAUUCCAGCCUUUGGUCAUGGAAACGAUGACGAAGAGCAAAGAUGGUUUCUUGGGAAUUUCUCACGUCGCUCUGUCUGGGCUGAGGAAUUGGACUGCCCCAGCAACCCCUAUGAGCGCGAUGCUUGCCAGGCAGUUUAAAGCCUUUCUUCCUCCAAAGAAUAAACUGGAUCUUGGGGAUCCAUGGUGGAUAAUUCCUAGUGAAUUGAACAUCUUCACUGGGUAUCUUUCCAACAACAGAUUUUACCCUCCGCCUCCCAAGGGCAAAGAGAUCAUAAUCCACAGGCUUUUGAGCAUGUUCCACCCACGCCCCUUUGUAAAAACCCGCUUUGCUCCCCAAGGAGCUGUGGCCUGUAUCCAAGCCAUCAGCACCUUCUACUACACCAUAGCAUUCAGGAUCCACGCUGAGUUCCAGCUGAACGAGCCACCAGACUUCCCCUUCUGGUUUUCCCCAGGCCAGUUCACAGGUCACAUCAUCCUCUCCAAGGAUUCUUCCCACGUCCGAGAGUUUAAGCUCUUUGUCACUAACAACAGGUCUCUGAACGUUGAUAUGGAGUGGCUGUAUGGGGCGAGUGAAAGCAGCAACAUGGAAGUGGAUAUCGGUUACCUGCCUCAGAUGGAGCUGGAAUCAACAGGGCCGUCAAUCCCCUCUGUGAUCCAUGAUGAGAACGGAAAUGUGAUUGACAGCAGGGAUCCCUCAGGGGAGCCCAUCCAGUUUGUGUUUGAAGAGAUAACCUGGCAGCAGGAAAUCCCCUGGGAAGAGGCAGCCCAGAAACUGGAAGUGGCCAUGUAUCCAUUUAAGAAGGUCUCUUAUCUUCCCUUCACACAAGCUUUUGAGAGAGCAAAAGCAGAAAAGAAGCUGGUGCACUCGAUCCUGCUGUGGGGCGCCCUGGACGACCAGUCCUGCUGAGGUUCGGGGCGAACUCUCCGGGAGACUGUCCUGGAAAGUUCGCCCAUCCGGUCGCUGGUGAAAGAGCUGGAAGAGCUGCAGACCAACAGAGAGAAUGAGUUCUACAGCAAGCUGGCUGACCUGCACCUGGAGAAAUACAACUUCCCUGUGGAGAUGAUCAUCUGCCUCCCCAAUGGCACAGUGAUUCACCAUAUCAAUGCCAACUACUUCCUGGAUAUUACUUCUAUGAAGCCUGAAGAUGUUGAAAGUAGCAUCUUUAGUUUCUCAACCAAUUUUGAAGACCCUUCAACUGCAACUUACCUCCAGUUCCUGAAGGAAGGACUGCAAAGAGCAAAACCAUACCUGCAGACCUAAAAACAAAGGCACCCAAAUGCCCCACAGAGAUGGCCAAAGACUUCAGAGUUCUAUUUUGAUUACAGAAAUUCUUCCUCAUCUCCAUGCCAGACGUUGAUGUUAAGAUGCAGACAGUCCCAGGCCUGGGGCUUUGCUCUGGAUGUUGGUUUGAGGCUAAGUUUCAAGUGAUACCAGUUUACAUAACCUGCCCUUUUGAGUUCAGGCAAAUUUUUACAGGAGUGAAAAUACUUGAAUCUAUAAACAUUAUUGGUGCAUACACCUUGGUUUGCCACCCACCC
Molecule: messenger RNA, 1832 nt
Organism: Charadrius vociferus (killdeer)
Lineage: Eukaryota; Metazoa; Chordata; Aves; Charadriiformes; Charadriidae
Gene: SELENON
Product: selenoprotein N, 1
Biological process (GO): calcium ion homeostasis; skeletal muscle fiber development
Cellular component (GO): endoplasmic reticulum membrane
Source: RefSeq, a predicted model, not a curated record